Messenger RNA from Physcomitrium patens, 4461 nucleotides. NCBI's taxonomy places the organism in Eukaryota, Viridiplantae, Streptophyta, Bryopsida, Funariales, Funariaceae. The record is from RefSeq and is a predicted model, not a curated record.
ACAGGUCAUACCUUGCAUGCACAGGGUUUUCUGGAAUUCUGUACACAAAAUUAGACCUUGUCCAAUUCUUGUACGUCACCAUGUGGAUAUCACUAUUGUCGUCGAGGGUCAUAACGUUUGAUCAGAGACUACUUUUCUGAACGCACAAAAACUAAUUCAUUAAUUUUGGUGGCUAAAUUGUGGACCUGCAAGUUGAGCAAGAAUAAUAUGUGGGUGCUCGUGAAAACCAUCUUUGCAGAUCAGGAAAGUCGCAAUUAUAUCAAGUUAAUCAUGAAGAUCACCAUAAAACUAAUUCUUCCUUACAAUUUCAUCCUACAACCAAUUCUCAUCUACUUAAGGGCCGUCUGCAUACCUAGGUAUUAAUGGUUUUAUUUUCGGUCAAUAGCAAUUUUAACUUAUUCUUUAGCUCACACUGAACCGCGCUCUCAUACUCAAGUGCGAAUGCAAAUUAUUGCUCACCUUCAGCUCUUCUGACAACUGGAAACUGCUGGAAAACCUGCAUCAUCUUGUCCUUGCUGAGUUGGACACUCAUAAAUGUGAUAGUUGGGUGGUCCUUGAAAGGAUGCGUCCUUUCAGGCCCCAAAGCUUGCUUCUACUUCAAUGAAAGGAUUUAUUGUGCCCUGAUUUUCUCAGCACCGGUGUGGCCCUGCUGAUACGGAAGGCUCUUCCUGCUGUGGUGGCUGUGAAUUUGUACAGCAGGCUGCCUGUGAGAGGGAAAGGGAAACACAUUAACCAUAUUUUGCAUCUACAGCGUAGCUUCGCGAUAAUUUAAAAUCAGAAUAGUUAGAUUGGCCAAACUGGAUCAUGGGUAGGCACAUCGGUAACCAAGGAGGUUUAUCAGUGUCGGCGACCUAGUUAAGGUCGAGAAAGUGAAGUUUCAAUGGAUAAGUCAGUAGAAGGAAGUGAAGAACGUUUGUUUGGUUCCAAACAAACCAUAGAUUCCACCAAACCUGCUGCAAAAUUGGAUAAGUCCCAUGCUGGAGAGGAGGACAGGAUAUCAUCAUGUGAUGGCUGGGUUCGACCUUCCAGUCAGGCCAAGUGCAGAACUUUGAAAAAGUUAUUGCAGUGCCACGCACCAUCACCAACAACAAAUAAGGCAGAUGAACCCGAUGAUUGAGCACCAUUAUUCCACGUAGGAACAGUUUCAGUUCGGAAACCUUGCUCCGAGCCGCAUCAUACUCUAACCGAGGGGUACAAAAUCCAAAAAUUUAGGACCUAACCUUCGAUUCAGAGAUGAGUUUGAACACACUCAGAGACCUUCUUGUGAUGCCAGCAAAACGUGUAAAUUCUAUUUACUAAUGACUUUUAUUCGAAAAAUCUGUAAAUUAACCUCUGCGAAGACAACAUUAAAUUACAGCAACAUACAGCACUUGACCUACACCAGAUUGCGUCGAACAUCACAUAAACACAUACUCAGCACCGCAUCUGCAUAAACAAUAUAGGUUAAGCUCAUCGUGUCUUUUGUCUUCAUCCCCAUCUUGUUAGGCUGAUAUCCUACCAAUGUUCGACACGUUCAGGAGAGUACAGACGUUCUCAUCACCGAUACAAAAAACCAUGGCAACACCAGCACACUCGGCGAAUGUCGAUUCCCAAACAACGAAUUCGGAGCUUGAGGUGCAGGAGGAGUGGCUGCCAAAACGACAUCCCACCGACACCUCCAUUCCAAUCGAACCUCAGCCUAAAGAAUCCCGUGUUCGCGAGCGCUCGCUGUCACGCAUGGUAUCCGCGAUCCCCUACAACCCCGCCGAGCACUACCUGGAUACGGAGUGGAUAUCCCCACGGGCGACGUUCAUCCACCACCUCGACGAGAACGAGCGGAGACUAGACGCAGAGUUGGUGGCUGACAUGCGCCGUUGGAACCAGGAGAUCGAAGACACGGAGAGCGCGUUGAACGAUUUGGCCACGCCCAAGCGAUGGCCCACCUGUGCGCGAGGAGGCAACGAAACGGGACGGGCGCGCGACUCGGCAGUGCGAGAGACCACAGAGCAGGAGCUGCGCCCAGAGCUGCUGUUGCCGCCGCACCGCUACCGACAUUUCAAGCACGACCAGGACCUGCUGGCUCCGGAGGACUGGGACGAGACUCACCGGCAGUCAACGUUUGUCGGUAGUCGGCUUCACCCCCUCGCGGCGACCGGUCACCGGCGACAUCACGAUAAGGAGGAAUUGGCUAAAGGAAAACAUUUUGUUCCUUUUGAGAAGGGAUUAAAAUGGGCAGAGGGGAAACAUUAUGUAGCCAAUGUUUUGCGCUUUGUUCCUGACCACUGCCUGGCCCCCCAUGAGUUAGGAACCCCAUUCCCGUUUGAAAUUCACUGUGGCAACACCACUGAAAAAUUGAACCUUUGGCCACCUAAACCAAAAAUUUACCCAAAUUAUCUUGCACCUCCUCCGGAUUGGCGGACUUGUGACAGAAAUUCUAUUACUUACUAUCUACCUUCUAGUAAAUUGACAGACAAAGAACGUUGUGAUGCAUGGGCAAGAUACAACAAGCAAGCAAUGGAAAACCUCUCAUGGAAUCCAAGUUUCCUCAAAGAGAAUAAUGAAUACUUCCCCAUGGUCAUACAUGUAAAUGAGGCUCAAAAUUGGAUAAGUGGGUAUAAUCGAAAACCUAAAACUAAGAAAUGUCCAUGGCCGUGGUUGUCAAUUGCGAUGGUCAACUUCCUCCCUCCAGAUGUUUUCACAUGCAUUGCAGGCGAGAAGGGUUUGGUUGUGUUUGAUGGAGGAGAGUAUUUGACAUUGCCUCACCAAGAGUUUUGGCGGACAAAAUGGCCUUCACAAUCCAUCACCGUGGUGGUUAAUCCAUUGGUUGCCAUGCUCCAAAUUGUGCCCCCACUUGACAAUCUAAUGUAUGCUCAAGAAUUCAAAAUAGGGAAACUUCAAGUAGAAGAGUUUCUUGGGCUUGGCCAAUCCUAUUACAAGCUCUACAUGGUUGGAGAACGGUCGGGAACUUUCAUGGAAGGAGGGAUACAAUGUUCAUACACUGGAAGCUUGGUUACUAUAUAUGAUUCUAGAUCAAACAUGAUAGUGGAUGUAAAUACAUGCAAAAUUAGGCCAUCUCCUUUGGGAGUCUCUAGUUUAGGAAUAAUACAUGGACAAAUGAUUUGGGGAGGAAUCAAUUAAAUUGGCAAAAGGAAGAGAAUCACCUAUGUGAAAUCAAAACAUUAUCAACCAGACAAGAAGCAAAAAAGAAUUCAAGAUGGCACAAAAAUCAGAUCCAACGUAUUAUGUGUGUGCUCCAUGCGUGUUCCGACUUUUCAAUAUUGCAGAUCCAAUCCACACACACUCACUCUCAACUAUGCCCAUAAAUGUUCAAAGCUAUCUUUUUGGAUCAAAUCAAACUGACCUAGCUAAAUGCAAAUAUGAUGUUCGUGCGGGCAUGGGGGAUAUAUGUUUCUUUGGCCAUUUACAAAUGGCCUUUGUGAUAUUCAUGCCCGAGGCAGAUCAAUGGAGAACUCUUGAAUCCACUCAAAAUAUUUUACCAAGUGUACCAACUUUACUCAGUCUUGCAGAUUGUGAAUACACACCAAAUUUCUAUGCUAAUCCAAAAUACCAACCUUGCAAAAAUCAUGAAUCAAUGAGAGGCCUUGGAGAAUCCUUUCCUAAGCUUUCCCAACCUCAUGAAAAGGAAUUGUCAAGUGAAGAAUUAUCUUAUGAUGACGAAUAUUCAAGAUGUUGUGACAAAGAUCCUCUUUCUCAUCUUCAAGACAUGAGUGUAUUGGGGUCCCCACCUCUACUUUCAAGGAAGCCAUUGUCAUUGACAUCACAUGAAUUGCAUGUGAAGGCCAUGGUGGAUGUUGCCAAUGGCCAUCGACAAAGUGUGAGAGGCAAAUCACUCUAUUCUUGCGCACAUGACUCCAUGCUUGUAGUGCCAAGUGGGUAUGUUCCAAAAUUAAGUUAUAUUGCACCUACAUUGCCUUCAAAUUGGUUAGUUAAGGAUGAAAGAGAUAACUUAGGACCCCCUCGUCGACCAACCCGUAUUGUUCAAGAACUUGAUGAGUAAUAAGUUUAUAUAUGAACCAAAAAAAUUAAAGAUGUUGUGUGGCUUGAUUAAAUCUCAAGAUUGUUGCAUAGUUUUGAAUAAUGAUAAAUUUAGGUUUGUAGGAUGAAACUACUAUUAUUUGUAAGGUGAUCAGCUGUCUUCAUAGUCUAUUUUAAAGAUUUAAUGUGUAAUUAAAACAUUUGGUAUCAAAUUAGAAAAUGAAACUAGUUUUUACUCAGAAAAAUCAAUGAAAUACUAGAGGAAGUUGAUAAUUUAGAAAUCUCAAGUAAAUAUUACCACUCUCAUCUUUACAUUGAGUGUAAGGCAAGGUUUGCCUUACUGCUUGUGAGUUUAAGGCAAGGAUUGCCAAUCUAUCCUACAUAUACAUAACAAUCUACUCUUGAUGGUUUCUUGAAUUUCUUUACUUCUACUUAUCCACAAAGUAGAAAUUAUUGAAAGAUAGAACUUAAGAAAUGCAAAAGUAA